CUCGCCACUGGCCGUCAGCAGUGAGCAGUAAUGGACUGCAACAACAACAGCAAGUUCAGCGAAGAUUAGCCGAAAGUGUCGCAUGAGCGUGUUUGUGGGAAGAGUUUGUGCCGAGCUGAAGCGCUGAAUGUCCAUGUGGUGUUGGUGAAAAUGACACCGAGAUGACUCAGCAGUGGCUUGGACAUCUGUGAUCUGACAGAAGAUGAGACUUGCUCAGUUUGUCAAACUUAUGGUCCACUGUAAAAAGUGCUGCUAAACGCUGAUGUCAAACUAUAGUGAAUCAUGAUUGCUGCUUCUUGCAUGUCGCACUCACUGAAAAAAAUUGCUGCAUAAAUUAUAUUUGACUUUAUUUUGAAUGGAUUUCAGUUAACAGUCAGUGCUUACAAUGUCACUGGGCGAGCAGUCUCAAAAGUGGUUUCCAACCCAUGUCCAAGCCACUGUUCUUCAAGCAACUGGUUUACAGGCCAAAGGCAAAAAUGGCACCAAUGAUGCCUACACUAUCAUCCAGCUGGGCAAGGAGAAGUACUCAACAUCAGUGGCAGAGAAGACCCUUAACCCUGUGUGGAGGGAAGAAGCCUCCUUUGAAUUACCUGGCCUACUUUUGGAGGGCAACCCAGAAGUGUAUGAACUCUGCUUCAUAGUGAUGCAUCGCUCUUUGGUUGGGAUGGACAAGUUUCUGGGUCAGAAGUGCAUAAAUCUUAAUGAAAUCUUUGAUAACAAGGAGAGAAAGAAAACAGACUGGUAUUCCUUGGAGUCCAAGCCCGGGAAGAAGAGGAAAGAACGAGGUCGCAUUCAAGUCAGCAUUCAGUUCAUGAGAAACAACAUGACGGCCAGCAUGUUUGACCUCUCCAUGAAGGAAAAGCCCCGCUCGCCUUUUUCCAAACUUAAGAACAAAGUGAAGGGUCGAAAACACGACAGCGGCUUCGGUGACGCUUCUUCAGCCAUCUUGCCUCGGUCCGCCGUGUGUGAUUCAGAGCCCAGCCGUCAGUCCGGCGCACCAGAACGUCAAUCCCAGCCUGAAACAAAAGUCAAGAGACCGCUACUCGCUGGGGCCCAUAAACUCUCUGCAGCGCAUUCCAUGUCAGAUCUCAUCGGGACCCACUUUCGACCCAAACUGGAUUCCAUGAACUCCAUAGAAGAGAGUGGAAGUACAGGUGGCCCUCACAGGCGUUCCCAGAGUGAGGUGCCAGGCUUCCAGGACGACGAAGCACACGGUGACCCUUUCACUGAUAUCACUGACACCCUGCCACAGAAGUAUGCCACGCUCCCACGCAACCGCAACCCAUUUGAGGGGGAGCACGGGCAGCUGUGGGACCGACCAGAGCGGAAGGAGAAAAAGGAGAAGGUCAGCCUACUGGAACGCGUGACAGGAAAGAAGGAAGGCCGCAAGCCCAGCAAUGGGGGGCGUUCAGGGAGCUCUGGAGACCUGCGUUCCCCAAACCCCUUUAGUGGAGACUCGCAAGCAGACACUAACCCAUUCAGCUCCAACUACAAAGCCAGUGACAAAAAAUUAACCGGACCCAACAUCACCUUUGGCCAGAAGAAGAAGGACAAAAAAAUAGAGGUGACACAGGAAAGCGUGGCUGCCUAUAGCAACUUGUCUUUUGAAGAGGUUGUGCAGGAACUCAUCAAACAGAAAGAAGUGGUGAAAAAGAAAGAUGCCCACAUCAGGGAACUGGAGGAUUACAUUGAUAACCUGCUGGUACGCGUCAUGGAGGAGACGCCGAGUAUUUUACGGACGCCCUAUGAGCCAAAAAAGAAGGCGGGCAAACUUUCCAAAAAGUAGAAAAAAUGACCCAGGAUGAAAAGGUACUAAUGAAGGUUUAGCAAUAGCUCAUGAAUCGUUAUCAGGUGUUAAAGUGAGUGGGAACAAAUAGAACUGAUCAAUUAUUGAGUUACUAUUCAGUGGUUAGUUUUUCUAGGCUUUUUUAUUUUUUUAAUAUGUAGGUCAUACAGGUUUUGGUCUUGUUUUGCAUUCUUAUAAUUCCGUGUUAUAAUUUUGCUCACGAUUACUUCUUGGAGUGUAUUCUUAGGUACUUAAACAGGAGACAUUCAGCUUAUUGAAGUCACAUCAAAUCUUUUCACACCAACUAUGUUUAGCUGUACUGUACUUGUAAACCAACACAGGUCUGUUGCACACACAGUUGCCAUCAGCUGCUGAGAAGCUCUUACAGUGCAAAUGCUGCCAAAUUCGUGUUUACCAGAUGCUGUAGUCACAGUUAUGUGCUGUUUGCUGAGAGAUGGUCUACAGGUUUAUAAGAUGAAGCUGUAGGUACUGCGUUACAAUCAAGUGCAAGUCCAAAACUUGCCACUUAAACUGAGGUGCACGUCACGGCAUCAGCUUUUUGUCCCCACCCUGCCUCGUGGUGCAGAUGUGGACACAUUCAGCUUUAGUGAUUGAUGGAUUUUCUUAGAAACACUGGAAGAUGGUUGUAAGAAUUUGCUGACAGUUCCUGGAAGCCUGGUUUGUCUCUAGCUUCCUGAGGUGUGCAUUUUUUUUCUCCUCAAGAACAAAUGCACAUUCCUUUUAUCAGUUACUGACAUUUUAUUUUUUACUCUUAUUGUGAUGACUAUCAUUUAAUUUUCUUUGACCAAGGCUCUUAAAGUCCCCGGUUGGAGGUGAUAAUUUUUACUUUAAGUGCAAUAAUCAUAUUGAAGGUAAUGCUUUAUAUUCUGCUGGUAAUGGUCUUGUUUACAUUUUAAUCACAUGUUGGAGUAAAACUCCUCUCUUUAUGUUGAUUUGAUAAAAAAGCUUGGAGUUCUUUGUUACUGAUUGAACAGCCUUCCUCUUUUUCAUACUUUUUAUUUUUGCUCAAGAUUGUGUUAAUGCUACCAUCUGCACAUGUGGGUAUAUGCUCAGUCAUUUUUACGUAUCCAUUUUUUAAAGCUCAUUUACAAUGGGUUUGUAAGGUACCUGAUGUUAAAAGCGACCCUGUAUUCCCAUACCCCCCUCCCACGACCUAUCCUAUUGUGAAAAAACUGUAACUAAAACAAAAAUUCAUGCAUAUAUAAUUCCUAUUUUAGGCUCAAAUUCACUAUGUACUGUGUGUCUUACCACUUUAUGGGGUGCUAAUGAGAAUUCACUAAUAAUUUUCAGGGUAAAUAACCAGUGAUUGCCAUUUAAAUAACAUGUUAACCAUGAGAAGCUAACUGUUCUCAUUUCACUUUAAGGGUUAGGGUUUCUAUGUUAAACCAUGCUCCUUAAUUUUAAUUUAUCCGUGUGUCCUGACCAAAUGCUACAGCUACAGGGCAGCUGCUGGUUCUUAAGUAAGGUUGUUCUUGGAUAAAGCCACUUUUUAUGUGUGAUUGUGCCAUAGACUGUAGAAAAAUGGAUGGAUAUAGUCACUGUGGUGUCACUUAGAGCUUUUGGCUUGUGGAAACCCCCAUUCUGAGACUAUAGCUCCAGCUGUUUAGCCAUCUCUGAAGCCAAACUUGGUGAUCAAAGGGCAUCAUAUGCUAACAAAUUGAUAAAUCGUGGGGUUAAGUUAAAAAAAAGUUUUUUAAAAAUGCCACACUUGAUUUAACAGGCUUGAAGUUGGUAAUUAAAACAUUAGAAACAUUUUUCUAAUGAUAUAAUGAUCUCCUGCUGGUCAUUGGAAAACAAAAAAUGGUGGCUGGCUUUGAUUUUAGACCCAGGGCUAAAUUUUUCUUUUAUACAGUCUAUGGCUUGUGCAACCUGUAGUAUAGUCAUUUAGUGAUGGUUAGGGUUACAUCUAUAAUUGUUUAUUUCAGCUGUAUUUACAGUGUUAAACAUGUUUAAUAGUCACAUAACUGUCAUUUACUCAUCGUUGCCAUGUUUAACAAUAUAUCAAACAUCUGCAUCAGGCGAUGUUUGAUAUAUGAGGCCAUGAGGAGGAUCCAUCUUAUCCUGUUUAGUGGUUUUUGUACUAUUUAUGAGUUUUUAAUUGUUUUGCAGUCUUGGAAAUAUUUGACCUUUACACUGUAUGAUACCAAAUCCCAUAUGAGGCAAACUGCUACACUAGAUCUGUGGAAUUUCAACACAAACACAAUUUACAUUUUCAUGAACAUUACAUCAAACACAUUUUUUGGCAUGCAAAAGUUAUUACUUUCUUUCUGCUGUGGAAGUGGUUAUUUUAUCGGAUGCUGUGCGAACGUAAGGCCAAAACCUUCUGUUACUGAAUGUCUUGCGGGCGACUUUGAAAUACUUAAGUCCGAAAUGUAUGUAUACGGUACACUAACAAGGUGAUCAAUCCUUGCUUGCCUUUAAAGUAUUUGGAGUAUCCAAAGAGAACAUUUCAUAGGUGUGUUUUUAUUCUAUUGUUUCUUUUUUAAUCCCAUUUCUUUUUACCCAGACACAUUAUGGACAAGAAGUUACUGCUAAUAUUUUCUGUCUGAUGAUGCGACAAAGGCGUCGGGUUUAUUUCUUUGUAUUGAAAAUGGUUAUCUGAUGUUUUAUCUGUAUGUUUUUUUUGCAAUGGUAACAGUGUUUGAAUUAGCUUUUUGGAAUCAUAAGUGCUUUGUGGCUAAGAAUCUGCUUUCCAUGAUGGACAAGCUUUCCUUCCAAGAUUGCCUUCCAACUUUAGCUGAAGUGUUAAUCCUGGGCUCGUAUGUUUUAGGCUUUACUAACCACUUUAACCGGCCUGUAUUGGUGGGCUGCCAGGUGUUCAUUGAUCUUUUCAAGCUCUUAGGAAUUCUAUUGUACAUUUUGUAUAGUCGCUCGCAAUGUUUCUUCAAGCGCUUUUGAGUUUAUACACAUUUUGUAAAAUGUUUGAAAUUGUGCUUCCUGGGGAAGGUGUUAUUUUACUUGAGUUCCAAAAAGCGAUUCACUUUCAUCAUUUAUUUCACAUGCUUGGGAGUGGUGUUCGGGCGAUUAACUCUCAAGUCUAUAAUGUGGUCCUGUGUUCAGACGAUUAACUAACAAAAAUAUAUUUUCUCAGAUUAUAUAUAAUGUCAGUACAUUUGUACCCUCAGGUUGUUUAGUUCAAAUGAAAACUGGGGGUGACUAGUUCAAAUUAAUUGAUUCUGGUUGUCAGUUUGUCUUUUAGCUUGAUUGAUACAUUUGCUUUAUGCUUUAACAUAAUUUGGUGCUUUGGUAGAUGUCAUAUGAAAACACAAAUCUAAAUGAAAAGCAUUGUGAAAUUAUGUUUGACAACAACAGUGCAAAGAGAUAUUUUGCACCCCAAAAAAGGAAAGAUCUGCAUCUAUAUUCCUUGGCUCUUUGCAUAAUGUUUCUCAUACAAUAAAUCUGAAUAUGCAAAGCACUUAAAAUGCUUGAAGGUAAAAUGUCCCCCCACAAUAAUUUAAGUUUAUUAAUUGUGUAUAUGCAUCAGUGUACACCUUAAAUGUGUUGUAGGUAAAUCUCCGCCCUGUUUCAACAAAUAGUGAAAAUACACUGGGAUUUUUUUUUUCCCUUCUUGAUGAAAAUGACAUAAAGCUCCAGUUGGGGAUCUGACAAUCCUCCUCCUGGUAGUCUUUUACUGAUAAUAUGAUGCUGCUUGCCAUAGGCCACAUACAGCUGCCAGACACUAAGACUUAAGCUGCAGCUAAAUCCCCUGACGGUGCUUGUAAUGUGGCACACAGUUUUGAAGGAAAUGAUGACUGCGUUUAUAAAAGAUCUCGCUAUUUAGCAAAGCGUCAUCGAGUUUAGAGGAGUGAAUGGCGUCGCCUGCACAGGGGCCAACACAAUGAAACAUGAGUGGCUCCAACAUGAUGGAGACCUAAAAUUACUUUUUUGAUGUAAACAUGUUGGGUCUACUUCUGUCUGUGUGUAUGUGUGUGUGUGAUUGGUCUCACAGUUCAUUCAGACUUUCUAAUGUUACGAAUCAAUGAAAUGGAUGUUUGAAUUCUUGUCAUUCCUGCAUGUCAACCACAUGUUUUGAUUAUGUCUCACUUACACACAAGUAGGGCUGCCACGAUUAGUCGACUAGUCACGAUUACAUCGACUAUCAAAAUCGUCGACGACUGAUUUAAUAGUCAACGAUUAUUGUCCCGUUAUAUUUUAGAUAGC
Molecule: messenger RNA, 5968 nt
Organism: Neolamprologus brichardi
Lineage: Eukaryota; Metazoa; Chordata; Actinopteri; Cichliformes; Cichlidae
Gene: rab11fip2
Product: RAB11 family interacting protein 2 (class I)
Biological process (GO): regulated exocytosis
Cellular component (GO): phagocytic cup; endosome
Molecular function (GO): small GTPase binding
Source: RefSeq, a predicted model, not a curated record